This is a messenger RNA of Penicillium chermesinum, 1233 nucleotides long. Its product is annotated as putative mitochondrial carrier protein. The transcript has 2 exons. Lineage: Eukaryota; Fungi; Ascomycota; Eurotiomycetes; Eurotiales; Aspergillaceae. The record is from RefSeq and is a predicted model, not a curated record. Gene Ontology annotation, biological process: magnesium ion export from mitochondrion. Bases 1 to 1233 code for a protein of 410 amino acids. Gene Ontology annotation, molecular function: magnesium ion transmembrane transporter activity.
AUGAGCCUGACUUCGCGAAUCUUCGACCUGUUCUCGACAGCAGAGCCUCCGGACCGAUCUAUCUCCCAGGGCCCAGGCCUGACCGAUAAAUUACACAAUGAAUCAGACAUGAGGGUUGGCCAAGUCCGGUCAGAGGAUCUGACGGACGAGGAAGAGCCGCGUCCUCCAUAUGCACACGCCAUGCUGGCCGGCGGAACAGGAGGAUGUGCAGGCGAUAUGUUAAUGCAUUCCCUUGAUACCGUGAAGACCCGACAGCAAGGCGACCCGCAUUUCCCGCCACGAUACACUUCGAUGACUUCUUCAUAUACGACCAUCUACCGACAAGAAGGCUUUCUUCGAGGACUCUAUGGAGGGGUUAUUCCAGCAUUUCUCGGAUCGUUCCCGGGGACCGUGAUCUUUUUCGGCGUGUACGAGUUCACCAAACGGCAGAUGCUGGACCGAGGAGUGAAUCCUAAUAUUGCGUACCUGUCCGGUGGAUUUUUCGCAGAUUUGGGCGCCUCUAUUGUCUACGUGCCAUCAGAGGUACUCAAGACCCGGCUGCAAUUGCAAGGUCGAUAUAACAACCCGCAUUUCCAGUCCGGCUACAACUACCGCGGGACCUCUGAUGCGUUCCGCACUAUCAUUCGCCAGGAGGGUGUGUCGGCGCUCUUCCACGGUUAUAAUGCAACAAUCUUCCGUGAUCUGCCCUUUUCAGCACUGCAAUUUGCUUUCUAUGAGCAAGAGCGCGAUAUGGCCAAGCAAUGGGUUGGACAACGGGACAUUGGACUGGGAUUAGAAAUCCUCACUGCGGCGACGGCCGGAGGUAUGGCGGGCGUGAUAACCUGCCCAUUGGAUGUAGUUAAAACACGCAUCCAGACUCAGCAAAACCCGCCAGAGAAACCCACAGGAUCGUCAGGACCGAAACAUGCCGGCGAACACGUCCCGAAGGACAGUCCGCGACCUCACCCGGCCGGAUCAUCUCAUUCUCACGGCUCUAAAUCAUCCUCGCGACCGAUUUCCACCUCCUCGCCGUCCACAUCAGUGCGACCACCAGGCACGCCUCGAUUGGACACAUCCUCCGUGUUCACGGGCCUGAGGAUGAUCUACCGCACCGAGGGGCUAGCGGGGUGGUUCCGCGGCGUGGGCCCGCGUGGCGUCUGGACCAGCAUCCAGUCUGGGACGAUGUUGGUUCUGUAUCAGUAUUUGCUUAAGCAGCUGGAAGCCUGGGACAGCCUCGAGGGCUCGCCGCUGUGA